Molecule: messenger RNA, 1761 nt
Organism: Spodoptera litura
Lineage: Eukaryota; Metazoa; Arthropoda; Insecta; Lepidoptera; Noctuidae
Molecular function (GO): beta-ureidopropionase activity
Source: RefSeq, a predicted model, not a curated record
AGUAUCUGUCAAAUUCCAGUAUAAUUUCAAGUUCAAUUUAAUAUUCUAUUUUUGCGAGUGCGACUUUCCAGAUUUACCUAUUUGGUAUUGGUUGUUUUACUUUUAGGUACCAUAAUACUACUACGUAAUAAUUAAUAUCUCAUUAUUCAUCUAUUGAAUGCAUAGAAAGUAGAAACGUUAGUUUUCCAUGAUUGAAUGCAUGUUGCGAGCUUCUGGUAUUUGUAUCACACUUGACUUUUGUUUUUAUCAGCAGAGUUUGUUAUCAUCUUUUUUUUCUCAACAGUCAACAACUUUAUCUGUUUGAUGUAUAAUUAUUUCGUAUUUCUGUUCUGUUUAACUGAUAGGGAAUUCAGACUGAAGUUUGUAGCGUAACAGCAAUUUAAUUGAACAUUAUUUUAAUUGGUUUAAGAAGAUACCCUACCUACUACCUACUUAUAAUGGCAGCUUCUUCGGAACUUCAGAGCCUAGACUUAUUGAUAUCCAAGAACUUGUCUGAUGUUGAAUUACAAGAAUACAAUCGAAUUCACUAUGGGCGCACCCACCAUCACGAACUGAAUAUAAAGGAAAGUAGCCAAGAAUCUGCGAAGGAAAAUGGUUUUGAAAUUGCUUCCUAUGACUUUCCGACCAAGAAAGAAGAAACUAGGAGUCCACGUAUAGUAAGAGUUGGUGUUAUUCAACAUACGAUUGCGACAUCCACUGAUAAACCAAUAGUGGAACAGAGACAAGCUAUUUUUGAAAAAAUUCGCAAAAUUAUAGAAGCAGCUGGAGAGGAAGGUGUAAAUGUACUUUGCUUACAAGAAGCAUGGAACAUGCCAUUUGCUUUUUGCACAAGGGAGAAGCAGCCUUGGUGUGAAUUUGCUGAAUCUGCUAUAAAUGGGCCAAGCACUCAGUUCCUAAAAGAUUUAGCUAUCAAAUAUGGCAUGGUCAUUGUAUCACCAAUCCUAGAACGAGAUGAAGUGCAUGGAGAUACUAUCUGGAACACUGCUGUAGUUAUCAACGAAGUAGGCAAGGUAAUUGGAAAGCAUCGCAAGAACCACAUUCCCCGUGUUGGAGAUUUUAAUGAAUCUACUUACUACUUUGAGGGGAAUACUGGUCAUCCAGUGUUUGAUACAAAAUAUGGCAAGAUAGCUGUUAACAUUUGUUAUGGCCGUCACCAUCCACUGAACUGGCUCAUGUUUGGAGUAAAUGGAGCUGAAAUUGUGUUUAACCCUUCAGCUACUGUGGCAGGAUUGAGUGAACACCUGUGGGCUGUUGAAGCUAGGAAUGCUGCUAUAGCUAACAGCUAUUUUACAUUUGCUAUCAAUAGAGUAGGAACUGAAUCAUUCCCUAAUGAAUUUACAUCUGGAGAUGGUAAACCAGCCCAUAAAGAAUUUGGACAUUUCUAUGGAUCAAGUUACUGCACUGCUCCUGAUGGUGCCAGAACUCCAUCUUUGUCCAGAGUGAAGGAUGGCUUGCUGAUAAGCCAAAUAGAUCUCAAUCUAUGCAGACAGAUCAAGGAUAAAUGGGGCUUCACAAUGACCCAGCGCCUUGAUUUGUAUGCUGAUAGCCUCAAUAAAGCUGUCAAGCAUGAUUUUGUACCUCAAGUUGUUUCCAACAACUAAUGCUAUACACAAAUAGCUUUUGUGUUGUUUGCUUAUAAAUGGUGCUAAUCUGUUUAUUGUUUUUGCAAUCUUUAUGUAAUGUAAGCUAAAAUGCAUAUUAUAAUUAUUAUACUGUUUAUCACAAAUUGUUAUUUUAAAUGUUGUUGUUAUCUAGUAGUCU